Rhododendron vialii is the source of this 2343-nucleotide messenger RNA. RefSeq lists its product as uncharacterized. The record is from RefSeq and is a predicted model, not a curated record. Lineage: Eukaryota; Viridiplantae; Streptophyta; Magnoliopsida; Ericales; Ericaceae. The coding region runs from base 154 to 2019 and encodes 621 amino acids. The transcript has 2 exons.
AAAAAAAAAAAAAAAAAAAGGGUUUGUUGAAAAUGCUUUACAAAACUGUAAUUUUGCAUAUGGUUACGUAAGUCCUUAAACUUGUUUGCGUAUCUUUCCUCUCUUUUUUUUCCAAAUGUAACUUUUUAAACUUUUGUUUUGAAGACAAGUGUGAUGGAUCCAAUUCCAGCAUGGGUGAGGAGACUCUGGGAUGUUUGGGAUCUACGGCUACUAGUUCUCCUCAGUCUGGUUUUACAAAUCAUUCUUUCAUUAUUUGGCAAUCGCAGAAAGUACAUAUCGUCACUAUGGAUUAGUAUCCUUGUUUGGUCGGCCUAUUUAAUGGCUGACUGGGCAGCAACUGUGGCCCUUGGCAAGCUCUCAGAUGCCCAAGGCGAUAAUGGCGAUGCAUUGAAGGCCAUAUGGGCACCUUUGCUUUUGCUACAUCUUGGCGGCCCUGACACCAUUACAGCAUACUCUUUGGAAGAUAAUCAUCUCUGGAUGAGACACCUUUUCGGACUAGGGGUUCAAUUUUCUGUUGCAGUCUACGUUAUUCUUAUGUCUUGGAAACAUUCAUGGUUUUCAAUUAUGUCCAUCCCGGGGUUAGUGGCGGGGUUGAUCAAGUAUAGAGAGAGAUCGUGGGUUCUCUUGUCGGUGAGCUGUGAUAAAUCCGGGGAAAUUGUGCCGUUUACCAGAGCGUCAAAUCUUGGCAAUAAUAAUGACCCAUGGGAGAAUAAAAGUUCUAUAACUGUUCUAUGUGUUGCCCAUAGAUAUGUCAGGGUAUUUAAGAAAUUUAUGGAGUUUUAUGAUGUCGACUCAAGUUGUGACAGUUUCUCUCAGGAAAAACCUCUAGAGUUUGGUGACAUGAAUUUUUUCUGGAAAGUCAUAGAGGUUGAAAUAGGGCUCAUGUUCGAUUUAUUAUACACAAAGACACCCAUAAACUUUAGGAAGGUUGGAUGGAUUCUGCGUUGCAUCACUUUCUCUUGUACGGUGACUGUGUUGGUAGGAUUAAUCUUCCGGCCCAUUUCGAUUGGGGAUGAUGGAGAUAAAUGGCACAAGGUCGAUGUCGCCAUCACAGAGGUUCUGGUUGUUGGAGCUCUGGCUUUGGAGAUUUACGCAAUCAUUGCGCUGUAUUUAUUCUCUGAUUGGGCAAUGCUUUGUCUAAUUAAGCACAAUAUCAGCAAACAGAUAUUCCAGCUGAGGGAAAGAAUUUCUUGGCUUUUCCUCCCGAAACAAUAUGGGUAUAAAACGAUAGGGCAAGUCAAUCUAAUUGAAGAUUGGCUCAAAAACCAUACUUCAGUCAUUGAGCCAGAUCGAGGUGUUGAAUCGGAUCAAAAGGUGGGUAGAAGAAUACUUCGAUCGUUGAUGGGGUUCAGAAGGUGGUUGGAAGAAUACUUCAAGGACAUGCUCAAGAAGAGAGCCAUUGAAGAGGACCAGGUUUGGAAAGAAUUCUUCGGCACGUCCUUGGAAGAGCAGAUUAUUUGCUUGCACAUGGCAACAGAAAUCUGCUACAACUUGGAAGUGGAAUGGGAUACUCGUGAUGCAGCUGAUCAAAACAUCAGGGAUAGUAUUUUGUCACAACACCACACGAUGCCCCCCUCUAAUUCGUCCUCGUCGUUGGAAGAAAACAGGGAACUAUGCAGAACUCUAUCAAACUACAUGAUGUAUCUACUUGUUAUGCGCCCUUUGUUUUUGCCCACGUCUGCAACCUACGAUGUGAUGAGAAACAUUAACACCCCCCCAGACAUGGAUGGUGCACGAGAUGCAAGGGCAGCUUGCCUUUAUUUGUGGGAAACAGAUGAGUUCGAAACGGAUAAAAUUGUCGAACAGGUAAAGAGUAAGCAGAAGGAUGUGAGAUGGGAAAUGUUGAAGUUGGUGUGGGUGAGGAUGCUAUGCUACGCUGCAAGUAAGGGUCAGAGAAACGAGCAUCUUCGACAGUUAAGCCAAGGAGGUGAGUUUCUCACUUUCCUUUGGUUCUUUAUACCACAAUCUCAAAUGUUCUCAGUCAGGCGGCCCCGUCCUCAUCCACAGGCCCAGUCCUGAGAUUUUCGGAGCCCUAGGCGAGUUUUAAUAUUGGAGCCUCUAAAUAUUUUGCAUAUGUAUUAGUUGUUUGAAAUGAGGACCAAAAUUACAUUGUGUUGAAGUGGUAAAUCUGGUCGUGACAUCGAGUCUCACCUACAACCGUUGGCUUACAUUUUUUGUACAAGUUGUAAAAAUAUUGUUGGCUUUUAACAAGUCUGAUCAUGACUUGAACACGUGACGUAGAGGUUAGUGCGCUCGCGUCUUAACAGUUAACACUAAACUAGGUGAUCCUUGACAUGUGUUCAGUGUUGGAAGUAUACUUGAAUUUCAUUUGAGUGCAAUAAA